Dreissena polymorpha is the source of this 3426-nucleotide messenger RNA. Its product is annotated as sodium-coupled monocarboxylate transporter 1-like. The record is from RefSeq and is a predicted model, not a curated record. Gene Ontology annotation, biological process: transmembrane transport; sodium ion transport. Gene Ontology annotation, cellular component: membrane. Lineage: Eukaryota; Metazoa; Mollusca; Bivalvia; Myida; Dreissenidae. Bases 753 to 2660 code for a protein of 635 amino acids. The transcript is spliced from 14 exons. Gene Ontology annotation, molecular function: symporter activity.
AUAUCAAGUAUGUAAGUAGAUAAUUACCCUGUGAUGAAGCACCUGUCACGAAGGUUCAUAAUUUGGAUUUCGCUUUAACUUUCUCAAUCUUAAACGUGAUUGUUGUAUUCAUAACGUUUGAAAAGCACGUGAAAUACACGCGCCAAAUCUAUAAUCGACUUCAACCCGCGGGAUGCGAUAUCCUGAAGAACACAGGGAUUUAUUUCAGUUUUUAGAUGUCUUAGUAAGCAUCGGCGGGUCAGGAGUCACAACGAAGAUUAAAAUUAUCCACGUGCGUUUUAUACUAGUUUUGUGUUGUAUAUAAGUAUGUGAAUUUAAUGGGCGCUAGGGUCGUUUUUGCAUGCCUCCGUUGCGCAGCAGAGUAAAAGUGUUAGCACUUGUGUACUUACGGCUUUGAGAGCGAAUGUAAAGCUGCUUAUUACAGGGACCUUCAGGAAAUAAAGUGUUUUAUAUUUCUGCAUCGUUUUGCACUACUAAACCCGUAAAGUGUGUUGGAUUUAUAUUACAAAGUUUAGUAAUACGUUUAGCAGGCUAAGUUAUAUGAAGUCACUAUUUGGUCCGUCGACCAACGACUUACCGACUACGAUUUUGUCAGUUGUUCAAUGACUCAAACCUUUGUUGCUUUAUCAGUAUACUACUAUAUUUUAAUUUGAUUGAUCAAUAAAUAAUUUGGUUCCUAUUAUACAAUUUGGUCAAUUGAUUAACUCAUACCACGUGGGAUACAUAACGGUCAACGUGCCCAUCCGGUCACCAUGGAACGGGCUACAUUUCACUGGGCGGACUAUCUGAUUUUUGUGCUGAUGCUCGUCAUUUCCGCGGCUAUAGGCAUCUUUUACGCCGUACGAGACAAACGAACGCAAACGACAGCGAACUUCCUUUUGGGUGGGCGGCGGAUGUCACUAUUUCCGGUGACGCUGUCUCUCAUGGCCACCUUCUUGUCGGCUGUCCUCGUGCUCGGAGUUCCGACGGAGAUUUUCUACAACGGCACCAUGUACUGGUUGAUUUCUUUCAGCAACUUAAUAACAUUUCCAGUAGCUGCGCACGCAUUCCUGCCGGUGUUUCAUGACCUUGAGCUCACCAGCGCGUAUGAGUAUCUUGAAAGACGUUUUUCCCGACCUGUCCGGAUCCUUGGCAGUGUGAUAUUCCAGCUACAGAUGAUUCUAUACAUGGGUGUCGUACUGUAUGCACCAGCAAUAGCCCUUAAUCAAGUAAUGGGUAUAAGCAUGCUGGUGUCGAUUCUAUUGAUAGGAGCCGUCUGCACUUUCUAUACAGCCAUUGGCGGGUUGAAGGCCGUUAUGUGGACAGACGCGUUCCAGAUGCUCAUCGUCUUCGCCGGCGUCGUUGGCGUCGUCUGGAGAGGCACCAUGGAGGUCGGAGGCUUUACCGUCGUCUGGGAAACCGCGAAAAACAGCAGCAUGCUGCGUGCAGAUAAUUUCGACGCCAGCCCACUAGAGCGUCAUACGUUCUGGACGCUUGUUUUCGGCGGCUUCAUGACGUCGAUGACGAUCUACGCUUCUAACCAGGCGAUGAUACAACGCUACCUCAGUAUGCAGACGAAACGCCAGGCACAAACCGCCCUCUACCUUCAACUUCCGGCUAGUAUCGUGUUCACGACGCUGCUAGUGUUCACAGGUCUCGUGUUGUUCGCGCGCUACCAUGACAACGACCCGGUGAAACUGUGCCUCAUCAACAAGCGGGACCAGCUAAUUCCGUGGCUGGUGAUGGAUGUGCUUGGAAAGGUGCACGGAUUUCCGGGACUCAUGGUGGCCUGUAUCUUUAGUGCGUCACUGAGCACAGUGUCGUCUGGUGUGAACGCUCUGGCCUUGACCUUCCUCACGGACAUAGCGAAGCCGGCGUACAGGGCACUGAAGGGGCGCCACAUGGAAGAGCGGAUGUCAAGUAUCCUGUCCAAAGUGUUCGCCUUGCUGUUCGGUGCAACGACAAUCGCCCUGGCGUUCCUGGCGCAGUUCUUCGGCAGCUUCAUCCUGCAGGUGGCGCUCAGCAUCUUCGGCAUGGUGGGCGGGCCGCUACUCGGUCUGUUCGUCUGCGCAUUAUUCUUCCCCGUCAUCAACUCCUGGGGAGCUUCGGUUGGCGUAAUCUGUAGCCUGGCUGUCACUUCUUGGGUCGCCAUCGGCUCCAUCAUGAACAACUCUGCGCAUGCGCAUGAGAACACGUGCCCGGAAGUGCGCGUAAACGGUAGCGACUAUAACACCACGACUGUAUUCACGACAGCAGCAACAACCGCAUUAGAAGUAUCUUCCACUUUGUAUAAUAACUCUACUUGGAUUCCGACUAGAACCCAUGAAAGCCUGUCUUCCCUGGAUCAAGUCUACCAGUUGUCCUAUAUGUGGUACAGCACCCUGGCCGUCGUCACCGCCGUCGUCGUCGGCCUUGUCGUCAGCUGCCUUACAGGUGGAAACAAAGGGCGGUCCCUGGACCCGCGCUUGUUGUCACCCUGGUACAUCAAGCUGUCCAUGCUGGCCACUGUUGCCCCGCUCAAGAGCGAGAAACGCGACGAGGACGGGGAGCAAAGAAAAGAGAAUGUAGAGAUGACGGACGUCAUGAGUGGGGCGCCUAACGGGGUGCAUGCGCACGAUGCGCGGUUCUAUGGCGUGUAUCAGCGCUCUGACAACAUUGAGGAGUCACGUGAUAACCUGUGACAUGCACCACAUGGUAUUUCCAUGACAACCUGUGAUAUUUAUGUGACGUUCCCAUGCAUAAAUGUGGAAUAGGACGUGUGUUUUCCAUGACAAACUGAUAGAUUGCGCUUGGUAAUCUAUAAAAACGUGAUUUUACGUGAUUUAUAUUUUGAAAACACGUGAUUUCUCAAUGAUAAUUUAUGCAAUUUUUUUUUUGAGCGUUUCAGAUUUAUCAACUCCCCACCAAAAUUCGAUGGAUACAUAAUAUAAAGAUAAAUGAAAAGAUCAACGACUCUUUUAUAUUUUUAUGUUCAUAUGUUACUGGAUAUUUUGCUAUUGAAUACACUCCCAAUUCUGCAUUGUACACACUCGUUAAAACACGUGAUUCGAGACGCUUCUGCUCCACCAAAUAAUGUAUAAUAUUUAUAAGAAUAUCCUUUACUACCUUGUAAACAUGUACACGUAUUCAUUGAACGUGUCUAUAACUCAUAUUAAUCAGGUCACCAGUUAACAUUUGGGUCGUGCUCUGUGAAAAGGGCGUUUAUUGCAUGUGAGUAAAGUAACGUCCCAGUCCGCAAAUGAUAAUCAGGAACGACACUUUCCGCCUGAACUUGAUUUUUGUUAAGAAGAGACUUUCUUUAUACGAAAAGUAUAAUAACAGCGGAAAAUGCCGUCCCAGAUUAGACUAAUCUGGGACGACACUUUACGCACAUGCAUUAAACCCCCUUUUCACAGAGCACGGCUCAUUUUUAUAAUUCGAUUGAUAAUAAAAUCAGUCGAUAAUUCA